Suricata suricatta (meerkat) is the source of this 1035-nucleotide messenger RNA. RefSeq names its product kallikrein related peptidase 4 (gene KLK4). Bases 1 to 765 code for a protein of 254 amino acids. The record is from RefSeq and is a predicted model, not a curated record. Gene Ontology annotation, biological process: proteolysis; amelogenesis; extracellular matrix disassembly. Gene Ontology annotation, molecular function: serine-type endopeptidase activity. NCBI's taxonomy places the organism in Eukaryota, Metazoa, Chordata, Mammalia, Carnivora, Herpestidae. The transcript has 5 exons.
AUGAUCACAGCAGGAAGCCCCUGGAGCUGGGUCCUGGGGUACCUCAUCCUCCGUGUCACAGGAGCCCAGGCCUCAGGCGGCGGCAGCCACAUCAUAAACGGCGAGGACUGCAUCCCUCACUCGCAGCCCUGGCAGGCGGCACUGUUCACCGAAGACCAGUUCUUCUGCGGGGGCGUCCUGGUGCAUCCGCAGUGGGUGCUGUCAGCCGCACACUGCUUCCAGAAGUCCUACACCAUCGGGCUGGGGCUGCACAGCCUCGAGGCCAGCCAAGAACCAGGAAGCCUGAUGAUGGAGGCCAGCUUCUCCAUACAGCAUCCAGAAUACAACAAACCUUUCAUUGCCAAUGACCUCAUGCUCAUCAAGCUGAAAGCGUCGGUGGCCGGGUCGGACGCCAUCCAGAACAUCAGCAUCGCCUCCCAGUGCCCGACCGCUGGGGAUUCUUGCCUCGUUUCUGGCUGGGGUCAGCUGAUGAAUGGGAGGCUGCCCCAAGUGCUCCAGUGCGUGAAUAUCUCGGUGGUGCCCGAGGACGUCUGCAGUGAGUUCUACGCCCCCGUGUUCCACCACAGCAUGUUCUGUGCGGGCGGAGGACCGGACCGGAAAGACUCCUGCCACGGUGACUCUGGGGGGCCCCUGGUCUGCAACGGGGCCCUUCAGGGCCUCGUGUCUUUUGGACAAGUCCAGUGUGGCCAACCCCAUGUGCCAGGCGUCUACACCAACCUCUGCAAGUUCACUGACUGGAUACAGAAAACCAUUCGGGACAGUUAACUUCUGGGACUUGGACCCAAGAAACUCAACCCCCAAUUAUAUGCUGCAGAAGAAUUCAAGAAUCUGGGGUCCCAGUGCCUUCCUCCCUCAGACCCCAGGAGUCUAGAUUCCCAGCCCCCUCCUCCCUUAGCCCCAGGAAUCCUUUUCCUGUACCCAGUGCCCCCUAGUGGCACAGUGUUGACCCAGCCUUACCAGCAGCAGAGAAAGUUGGUUUUUCACUUUUGUCCCUUUCUCUUAAGCCCAAAAAUAAAGUCUAAUAGAAACACAGGC